ACUUGGAAAUAACUCACAUUCAUGAGUACCAUGACCUCUCCUUCCUUUAGUUCUAGGGAGCUGAUCAGUGUACUGAGUGUGCUCACUUUAAAUAUGGGUUGCACUGUGCUGCUCGGUGUGCCCAAGGUAUGCAAGGCCUUAAUAACCGACAUGUCUGGAAGUACCCAGACAAAAAUGGACAGUGCCAGCUGUGUCAUGCAAACUGUACCCAAGGGUGCGGUGGACCAGGACUGGAAGGUUGUGAAUCUAACAGGACACAAAGAUUUUUAGAAGAAUAUCUCAGCUCUGUUGGUCCUCACAAUACAAGUGAAUAAGUAAUAAAACUUUGAAGCUCCAAAAGCACAUAAAGGCAACAUAAAUGUAAUCCAUAAGACUCCAGUGGUUAAAGGAGUUUGACCGCUCGCUUCAGGACUACAAUUGUCAUACUUAGAAAAACUUCAAACAUGGCGGUGAGACCGACAGUGCAUCAUCUCUUCAUCAUGUUUUUACAACAUAAAACAACAUUAUUGUUCCAUUAGGUUUGGUGGAACACUGUGAAGAGAAACUACUUGGCUCUCGCUGUCGAACGAAGGCUCUGAUCGGCUCAUUAAAUUGCGAACGAUCAAGCGGCUCCAUUUACAUUGAUCUGAAAAGGGUUGGAUGAUAAAGCAGACAGCAGACCUCGCUUUCGUGAACUUAUUUCAGAAUUCUCAAAAAUGGCUUGAUCCAUCUCGCUACCUUGUCAUUCAGGGUGAUGAGCACAUGUACCAGCCCAGCCCGACAGAUUCUACGUUCUAUAGGUCCCUGAUCAAUACAGAAUAUAUGGAUUGUGUAGUGGAAGCAGAGGAGUACCUGCUACCCAACAAAAGAUUCUUCAGUGGAUCUCAAAGAUCACAGUCUCAAUGUCACAAUGCAACAACAGAUGACUAUACAAACAGUCUGAUUGUGCGCUACAUAACGGAUCUGAUGCAGAAAGACCUCAUGUUGCCAGAAUACAUGAACCAAGAUGUUACCUCUCCAAGCAAUAUGAUAAACCCAAACCAUGAGGGAACGGCCAAUGGAGAGAUGCAGAAUGAUUACAUAGACACCUACGGCAUUAAACCAGAGGGGCCAGAGUACCUGUGCUACUCUUCCCUGCUCCCCACGUUCCCAUCUCAACAACCCAGAUUGCCAGCAGACCUUCCUGCCCUCUCCUGACACGUGUUCUUUUCCUGCCUGCAGCAGAGAACUUACAGUACCUUGGGCUCAGUACAGCCCUGCAGUCCCAUUGCGUUAGACAAACAGGGAGUGAAAUUAUUAAUUGCACUGCUUGAACUUCUGACAGAGUCCACACAACAUGUGUUAGUAUUGCAGCUACUCUGAGAACAUUAAUGGGGCUGAAAUUACACAUCGCUGCCGUAAUUAAUUUGUUCUUCUUGUAAGGGCGUGUGGUUGUUUAGACAUUAAGCUGUGAGUAUUGUGUUAAAUAUGAAGUCAGGAUCCAUUUCAAUAUUUUAAAUAGUUUAAGUCUUUUCAUAAUGUGAGUCAUAAACUGCAAAGCACAAAAAUAUAUUCCGGGUUAAAUACAAGUUAAGCUUAAUCGACAGCAUUUGUGGCAUAAUGUUGAUUACCACAACAAAAGAAUUUCGACCCACCCCUCCACAAAUCUGGAUUAGUGAGGCACUUACAAUUGAAGUCAAUGGGGCCAAUCCGUAAAUGUUCAAAUAUUCACUGUUUAAAAAGAAUAGACACAAGACGUAAACAAUAUGUAUGUUGACCUGAUUUUAGUGUGAUAAGAACGCUUACUAACCUUUUUAGUGUUAAGUUAUAUCUAAUUAUACAACUUUGUUGCCAUGAUGACGUAAUGCUGUAAAUCCUGUAAUCCCUCAAAAAAAAAAAAAAAAAAAAUGAAUUAAACAACUUUACAGUUCAAAUAAUACAUGAGCUUUAACAGAGGAAUUAAUGCAAGUGCUUUUAUAAAAUUAUAAGCUUGCAUUUCUGACUUCAAACCCUCCAAAUAUUGUCCCCAUUCACUUCCAUUGUAAGUGCCUCACGGUAACCUUUAUUUUUUUUAUGGUAAUCAACAAUAUGCCACAAAUUCUGUCAGUUGAGUUUAACUGAGAAUUGUUUAAUGGUGUUUAUGCUUAAAACAAGAAAAAACUAUUUUCCAAAGGCAAAACCUCACAAAAUUUUA
Molecule: messenger RNA, 2152 nt
Organism: Myxocyprinus asiaticus (Chinese sucker)
Lineage: Eukaryota; Metazoa; Chordata; Actinopteri; Cypriniformes; Catostomidae
Product: epidermal growth factor receptor
Exons: 8
Coding region: 640-1176 (178 amino acids)
Source: RefSeq, a predicted model, not a curated record